AUGAAAUACGGACUCGAGUUACAGCAUAACAUUUUCACUCCAUGGCGUUUGUCUUAUAUUGCCUACGAUUUGCUGAAACAAGAACUCAAGACACGUCAAACUCAUCAUGGCUGGACAAGACGGGAUGAGGAUGAUUUUAUUGGUCUAUUGGAUAAUGAACUCACAAAAGUCUAUGAUUUCAUCAAUGCAAAAUUGUCAGAAAUUGAUGCUCGUAUACUCUACUGUGAGCGCACCAUCAAUGCACUACAAGAAAGUGCCUCUGCAUCCCCAGAUAUGAACUAUGGCUUGAUGGACGAAACAUUAACUGAAAUCCUCUUUGACGUCAAUGAUCUCUCAAAGUUCACACGUGUAAAUUUCACCGCAAUUCAAAAGAUAUUGAAGAAGCACGACAAAUGGACGCAGUUAAAUUUGAAGCAGGAUUAUGUACAGACUUUGCGAAGUAAACCACUUGAUAAACAACGAUUUGAUGUAGCAAUCAUAUACAUAUCUGCUCUUCAUGAUAUUUGUCGGAACCGAGGAGAAAAACAUAUAGGGAAUUCAGCUGCAGGUGGCAACCAAAAUGCAUUUGAACGUGCCACAGCAAAAUACUGGAUCCACCCUGACAAUGUAACCGAAGUCAAAGCAAUCAUCAUGUUACACUUGCCUGUGUUGAUCUUCGAUAAGAACAAACAAUGGGAAGCUUCAGACUCAGCAAUAUCUAGUAUUUAUUUUGAAAACUCAAACUUUGAUCUCUACACUGGCCGUCUUCAACGUGAUGAAGGAGCAGAAGCAAUACGAUACAGAUGGUACGGGCCUAUGGAAUCCCAGGACAUUUUUAUUGAGCGCAAAACACAUCAUGCACCUUGGCUUGAUGGUGCCUCCGUCAAGGACCGUUUUAGGCUUAAAGAGAACCAAGUGAACAAUUACACACUAGGAAGACUUACUGCAGACUCAAUAGCGAACGAAUUACGCAGAAAAGGCACGAAUCCAGAAGCUGUCAAAGAUGUCCAAUUUAUUGCACAAGGCAUACAAACGUCUUUAAAAGAAAAGGGGAUACAGCCUAUGCUCAGAGCAUUUUAUAAUCGCACAGCAUUCCAGCUUCCGGGAGAUCAGAGAGUACGAGUAUCGCUUGAUACUGACCUCACAUUUAUAAGAGAAGACCACAUAUACACUGAAAGCUGCCAGAGACAACGUCCUAACUGGCGUCGUACCGAUGUUGGCAUUGACUAUCCAUUCUCUUAUGUCCCAGAAAAGGAUAUUUUGCGUUUCCCUUUUGCAGUCCUAGAAACGAAACUCCAAACCCAUCUCGGCCAAGAGCCACCUGCUUGGCUCACUUCUUUACUGGAAUCCCACCUGGUCCAUGAAGUCCCUCGUUUCUCAAAAUACCUUCAUGGUGCAGCUCAUUUUUAUCACGAUCGUCUCCCACUGCUACCGUGGUGGCUAUCUGAGCUCAAUGUGGAUAUACGAAAACCCCGAGCAGAGAAUUCAGGCUUAACAAGAUCCCGCAGUUUCAAACCUCUUAUUGAUGGUCGUUAUCGUCGGGCAAUGAUAGAAGAGAAAGAAAGGGCACAGAACCUAACUAUAGAUGUAGAGCAAGACCAAAUAAGCAAUCAAAGUGAUCAAGUCACAACCUUACUUUCUACUUCUUCUGAAGCACAUGCAAGUAAAAAGAAAGGAUGGCUAAAUAAGAUAAACGAUCCAUAUUCAGCCUUACUUCCCAUGUCAAAACCGACGAAGGAAGAAACAAGUGCACCACAAGCAAGCGAAUCUUCUAGCGAAAAGCCAAAGAAACAAAAAAAGAUGAAGGUGGAGCCUAAAGUAUUUUUUGCAAAUGAGCGUACUUUUAUAUCCUGGCUCCAGUUCUCAGCCUUACUUCUUACUGUUGCUCUCAGUUUAUUGAACUUUGGAGAUCAUGUUUCCCGUGCAGUAGGCGGAGCUCUCAUAGGAUUGGCUACGGCAGUUGCAGCCUACGCCUUGUACCGCUUCGAGAAACGAUCAUGGAUGAUUACCAAUCGCAUCGAGGGUCGCUAUGACGAUGUCUGGGGUCCCGCUGUAUUAUGUAUUCUUUUAAUAACUGCACUAGUGGUAAGUUAUAAAUAA
Molecule: messenger RNA, 2079 nt
Organism: Phycomyces blakesleeanus NRRL 1555(-)
Lineage: Eukaryota; Fungi; Mucoromycota; Mucoromycetes; Mucorales; Phycomycetaceae
Exons: 4
Coding region: 1-2079 (692 amino acids)
Cellular component (GO): fungal-type vacuole membrane; vacuolar transporter chaperone complex
Source: RefSeq, a predicted model, not a curated record